CUUGUUUCAAUAACCCUCUUCGCCAAAACCAAAACCUAAUCCGACAAAAUCAAGAUUUUAUUUUAGGAACAUCAAAAACUAUCAAACAAUCAAAAAAUAUUUUAAUUGUUUUCCUUUAGGUAUAGGUAGGUACUAUUUUUAUGCGGUUAACACAAUAACAUUUGGGUAACAACGAUAGUGUAAGUACCUGAUUACCCAAUGUCACCAUUAAAUGAUAUUGAUGGAGAUACGCAAUAAACUGGUCCUUAAGUACCUAGUCUAAAACUGGAUACUGGUAGAUAAACCGGUAGGUAUAUUAACGAAACGAACCAAUUCAGGUUGUGUUUAAAAAUUAAACUGACCAGACGUGGUGAUAAUGAAGGUCGUCGUCAUCCUUUGUGCACUUUUCUCCUUCGCACUUAGCUUUAAAUUUAACAUCCCAGCGCAGACGCGGCUCAAAUAUGAAGCUGCUAUUCUACCGCACAAGGCGAAAUGUAUUCUCGAAAGCAAAGUCGUCGCCGAUUUGGGAAUGAACGCCUUAUUAAACAUGGAGUUUCCAGAGGACGAUAAUUUUAAAUGCUUCCUGAAAUGUGUGGGAACGUCUGUGGGAAUUUUUAAAGAUCAAGAAAAAAAGUUUGAUCAGCAAAAGUCUAUGGAAAUUCUUGGGAUACCAAGCACCAUAUAUGAUAAAUGUUUUGGAGAGAUUUUGGACCAAAACUUGUGUGACGUCGCAUUCAAUACAGCGAAAUGUGUUCUUCGCAACAUUGAAUCAGUAGGUAUCGAUAUUGGCCUCGGUAUUGGCUUAAAACUAAAAUAAAAUAUGUGUCGCUGCAUGUAACUCUUCCAUUAUAUAUUCUUCUUGUUAAUUGGGUAAAAAAAUAAAUUAAAAGGAAAAAAACCGC
Molecule: messenger RNA, 881 nt
Organism: Photinus pyralis (common eastern firefly)
Lineage: Eukaryota; Metazoa; Arthropoda; Insecta; Coleoptera; Lampyridae
Exons: 2
Coding region: 356-796 (146 amino acids)
Molecular function (GO): odorant binding
Source: RefSeq, a predicted model, not a curated record